AUGCGGCCUACAACUCCUAAUUUCAAUUUCGCGCAACCCAUCGGCCCUUCAUCACCACCUGAGACGCCGACUCAUUCUUCUUUCACAUAUCCGCCUGAACAACCAUCAAUGAACUUUUCUCGUCCCUCACCUAAGCCAAAUGGAAUCAUACCAAAUGGCCGAGGACCUCAUUUCAGCUAUAAUCGAGCCGAAGACCUAUCCCCGCGAUCCACUUCCCCCUCAUCUGAGUCUUCGGGCAGCGCAAGUCCACCUCGAUCAGAAAGUUCACAACCCGCACAAUCACCACUCUCAUUGCCAGUUCGCAGAUAUUCACAGGUAAUAGACAAGGGCAAUUUUACACUGGAGGAAAUAACAGACAGCGAUCUCGAAGACUUUGAUUGCAACGAGGAACUUAUAAUACGGCCCCACCAAUACGAAGACGCAGAGUCCGAUCGAGGACAUAUUGCGCCAACACCUGCACUAGCAGAACUUGAUCCACAUUUCCUGAAUGAUCUCCGCGAUCUCACUGCGCACGAUUGCACAGAGGCUUUAAACAAUGAAGAUCAAGAUGGGUCGCCACUAGACGAGCAUGAAGCUUGGGUGCAACGCAAUAGGGAAGAAAGGCGUCGCCGACGUCGCAGCUCAGCUACUGUACAAAAGCGCUCUCUGGCGCAAAGUAUCGGGAGUGACACUGAUGACGAGGAUUUACAACAGGAUCAUUUAAGUGCAAAUGAGGCGGGAUCUAGCGCUAGGAGACUACGAAGGAAGACAUUCAAUCAUGGGGGUGACAAAAGGGCAAGCCUUGUAUUCGAUGAUCCACCACCGCGCAUUCCAGAAUUGGAGGAACCAGACAGCUGUGACGAGGUCAUUGAAGACGAUACCGAGGUGGAUGAUCUGAGAGAGUUGCCAUAUUAUGUGUUGGAGGAAACCAUGGAUCUUGACUCUCCGUUUUGA
Sclerotinia sclerotiorum 1980 UF-70 is the source of this 933-nucleotide messenger RNA. RefSeq lists its product as hypothetical. The transcript has a single exon. NCBI's taxonomy places the organism in Eukaryota, Fungi, Ascomycota, Leotiomycetes, Helotiales, Sclerotiniaceae. The record is from RefSeq and is a predicted model, not a curated record. The coding region runs from base 1 to 933 and encodes 310 amino acids.